CAAAUUACAAAGUUUAUCAAAGGUAUCGAAAACGAAUUUGAGGCAUCACGUCAAACUGCACACUAUUAAAUUAAUAAGUUUUAAGAGUAUAAUGACUGUAGAAGCUUCACGAGGUCAUGAGCUUAGAGUAAAACAAAGCCCAGUUAAGAUCGAGUUCUACGGCAAUUUAAGGAAAUGUAUUUUUCUGAAACCAAAAGACAAUCGAAGUCCAGUCAAGACAAAGCCGUACCAAUGAAAGGUAAAAUAGCCUAAAAGACUGGACAUUGGAUGCCAGCAGAUCCUUCGGAUGAAAUACCUGGACCACAGGUUCCAAAAACAGAACUGGAAGAGUUGCAAAUUAAGUCACAGGGUGUUGCAGAUGAGUCCCUGGAAAGUACUCGGCGCAUGCUUGCUCUCUGUGAAGAGAGCAAGGAGGCAGGAAUACGUACACUUGUAGCCCUUGAUGAUCAAGGAGAACAACUUGACCGAAUUGAAGAAGGCAUGGAUCAAAUUAAUGCCGACAUGAGAGAGGCUGAAAAAAACCUGAGUGGUAUGGAAAAGUGUUGCGGCAUUUGUGUACUACCCUGCAAUAAGAGCCAAUCAUUUAAAGAAGAUGACGGUACAUGGAAGGGUAAUGAUGAUGGAAAAGUUGUUAACAAUCAACCACAAAGGGUAAUGGAUGAUAGAAACGGAAUGAUGGCUCAAGCUGGAUAUAUUGGGAGAAUAACAAACGAUGCAAGAGAAGAUGAAAUGGAGGAAAAUAUGGGUCAGGUUAAUACCAUGAUAGGUAAUCUCCGAAAUAUGGCCUUGGAUAUGGGCUCUGAGCUAGAAAAUCAAAACCGCCAAAUAGACCGAGUUAAUCGCAAGGGUGAAUCUAACGAAGCAAGAAUAGCAGUAGCUAAUCAACGAGCCCACCAGCUUUUAAAAUAAGCCGAUCUCAAAAUAACAGCAUGUAUAUACCAAAAAUUGUUUAAGGGUAUUCAGUGUUAUACAAAAAAUAUAAGAUUCUUGUAACUGCUUAGUGCUCCAACAGUUGUAAAUAAUAUGAACAAAUUAAACAAAUCAUUUUUUGACUAUUAUCAAGCAAUGUUAUACAAUUUCAU
Molecule: messenger RNA, 1082 nt
Organism: Drosophila hydei
Lineage: Eukaryota; Metazoa; Arthropoda; Insecta; Diptera; Drosophilidae
Gene: Snap25
Product: synaptosomal-associated protein 25
Exons: 8
Coding region: 268-909 (213 amino acids)
Biological process (GO): synaptic vesicle priming; exocytosis; synaptic vesicle fusion to presynaptic active zone membrane
Cellular component (GO): SNARE complex; plasma membrane
Molecular function (GO): syntaxin binding; SNAP receptor activity
Source: RefSeq, a predicted model, not a curated record